AUGAAAGUUGCGGUUAUUGGUUCUGGUGCAGCUGGUCUUAGCGCGACCUGGGCGUUGAAUGAAUACAGUGAUCAUGAGGUGCACCUGUACGAAUCUGAUGAUCGUGCAGGAGGGCAUGCCAACGCUGUACCGUUCAUCAGUAAAGACCAGGACGGAUGCGAGCAAGUAGCCUACGUGGACACGUACGCAUGCUUUCUCUUUAUUGUUUUUAACCCAUACACGUACCCCAACUUUCUGCGGUUCCUCAAAUUAUACCCCAGUAUCGAUCUCCUUCCAACACAGAUGUCAUUCAGCAUAUCACGAGACAACGGCGCGUUCGAAUGGGCCAGUGACAGCCUCGCGACGCUGUUCUGUCAACCGUGGCGGAUCUUCGACAUGACCCUCUGGCGCAUGCUAUACGAUAUUUUCAGAUUUAAUGCGUCCGCUAGGCGCCUCGUAAGCAGAUGGAAAAAGACGAACAUAGACGACUGUGACGACUGUUCCAUCGGCGAAUACCUGGAGCGAGGGGCGUACUCUGAUACGUUCCGUGACAAUUACUUGAUCCCCAUGACAGCAGCUAUCUGGAGUACUCCCCCCAGCACAUGUGUUUUGGAUUUCCCAGCGCGGACCCUAAUCCAGUUUAUGCAUAAUCAUUUUCUUCUUCAAUUAACAGGGAAGCCAUCAUGGUUGAUUUUCAAAGAUGGAAGGCAAGCGUAUAUCAAAAUGAUCCUCUCUAAGCUUGCUUCCUCGCGGUUACGUCUCUGCACCCCUGUGAAGUCGGUCAAGAAUGCUUCUUCCGGCGGGCAUGUAGUACUGACUACAGCGGAUGGUCGAGAAGAAGUUUAUGACCAUGUUAUUAUAGCUUGUCAUUCCGAUACAGCACUGUCGAUUCUCAAGGAAGGCGGUGAUAUUCGACCCGAAGAGGAGAAGAUACUAGGUAUGUUCAAGUGGAACAAGAACGAGUCUGUUCUACAUUCCGACACCAGGCUGCUUCCGAAGAAUCGUCUGGCAAAGUCAUGCUGGAACUACUUAACGUUCUCAGCUACGACGCCCGAUGGUCAAACGAAGGCGAACAGCGAUCAAGUCUCAGUGUGCGCUUUAUAUUUCUCGCGAUUCGACAUGAAUACCUUGCAACACAUUCCUGAGAAGAAACACGGGCCUGUGCUAGUUUCCAUCAACCCUCCGUUUGAGCCUGAGCUUAGCACUGUUCAAGGAAGAUGGACGUUCGAUCAUCCGGUCCUAGAUGGGAAUGCUAUUCGCGCUCAGCGAAUGCUCAGGACGAUCCAAGGAACCCGUGGGAUCACCUACGCUGGUGGAUACCACAAUUUCGGGUUCCAUGAGGAUGCUUUCACGUCGGGAUUAUUGGCUGCCACGACAUACAGUGGUCUGGACGCGAAGUUGCCGUUCGAGCUGGAGUUCGCGGAAGGGAGUCCCUGGGAUGAUGCGUCUAGGCAAAGGUCGGCCAAACGCGAUCUGUGCGCUGAAUGGCUGGCAAUGAUUUUCGAUGUCGUCCAAGCUGGCGGAGUAAAGUUCAUUAUUGGGACCGCCAGCUUGCUCCUCAUGGCACAUGCAGGGAUUAGCAAGGGUCAACUCCCAGUGUCGAAAUUGAAAUUGAUAAACAGUUUGUGGGGCUAG
Desarmillaria tabescens is the source of this 1614-nucleotide messenger RNA. RefSeq lists its product as uncharacterized. The transcript is spliced from 8 exons. Gene Ontology annotation, molecular function: oxidoreductase activity. Lineage: Eukaryota; Fungi; Basidiomycota; Agaricomycetes; Agaricales; Physalacriaceae. The record is from RefSeq and is a predicted model, not a curated record. The coding region runs from base 1 to 1614 and encodes 537 amino acids.